This is a messenger RNA of Daphnia magna, 2099 nucleotides long. RefSeq lists its product as uncharacterized. NCBI's taxonomy places the organism in Eukaryota, Metazoa, Arthropoda, Branchiopoda, Diplostraca, Daphniidae. Gene Ontology annotation, molecular function: metal ion binding; promoter-specific chromatin binding. Bases 108 to 1910 code for a protein of 600 amino acids. The record is from RefSeq and is a predicted model, not a curated record. Gene Ontology annotation, biological process: negative regulation of transcription by RNA polymerase II. The transcript is spliced from 7 exons. Gene Ontology annotation, cellular component: PRC1 complex.
ACACGGCGCUCGGAGUUUAUUCUCUUUCAAACAGACGGUGGACGUAGAAGCAAAAAUCUCGUGGAAAAAGCUGUGCAGUUCGUAUAUGCGCGUGUGUGUGUGUGUGUAUGUUUAAUUUGAAAACGGUGUGUCUAGCCAAAACAAACUUGGAAAAUGUGUAUUCAGUGACAGUUAACCUUUUGGAAUUGUCAUUUCUCAAUGACGUUGGAUACGAAACGAGUCACCACGAAUCGAAAAUGAAUGAAUCGACGGGUGACGUUAAACCGAAUCCAAACGUAGGUGACGUCAAUUGUCACCUGAUUUGCACCGUGUGUCAAGGUUACCUGGUAGACGCUACCACCAUUACCGAGUGUCUUCAUUCAUUUUGUCGGUCAUGCGUGGUUCCGCACGUGGCGGAAUUCCAUCAAUGCCCUUCUUGUUCCGUCCCGCUUAGUACGACCAAACCUUUUUCACAGCUCAGGAGAGAUUACACACUGCAGAGUAUCGUCUACAAAAUGAUACCGAGACUUGCGCGCAACGAAUUGGAGAGAAGAAGGAAAUUCCGUCUGGAACGCUCCGACGCUACCACGAUGGCCGAUGAUAACAAAACUGAGGAAUGUUAUUUACAAUCGUUUUUUGCUCCAAACGAUCCCAUCUCCAUGUCAUUAGAAUACGCUGAACCAAAUUGCGAAUUUGGUUUGAGAGCGAAUCUGGGCAAAGAUGGACCGGAAACUGGAUCUCAGCAUCGUCGUUUCUUCCGUUGUCCGGCUGAUCUUCCCAUUGGCCAUUUGGUUAAAUUUCUUCGCAAUAAAUUCAACGUUACCGAUCCCGCUACGCACAAGCUGGAAAUCUUAUACAACGGUCGUCCGCUUGCACCAGAGUACAAACUAUCGGAUGUGGCCUACAUCUUCUCAUGGAAAGAGAGAGAACCUUUGAGAUUGUGGUACCGGAUAUCGCCUACCGUAGCCAAGGAAGAAGAGCCUAUCCAGUGGAAGACUACGCCGGAAGAGAUCAAGACGAAAGGUAAUCAACGAGCAAGUCUUGUUGACAUUACUAGUAAACGUAGUUGGCAAUGUAAUGGCAAAGAUGAACGUCUUGCCAAGCGCCGGAAGCGUCCAUCCGCACAGAAAAUAGCAAAGAUUCAACGAGCGACUACGGAAUCCGUUGAUUCUCUGGUCGUUCCUCCAGCGAAAACUAUUUUUGAUGAGGCACGUACAACUGAAUUCAGUUGUUCGACGCCAAUUCCGCCAACCGGAAGCGUUACAUCCGUCGAAACUUGCGAAAUCACCGAGUCCAAUAAAAUUCACAAUUGGCUACCGAAAGCCGUUUUCGAUUUGGACGAUCGAGCGUUAUUCGCUAAAAGACUCCAAAGAAUCACCAAUCCUUCCGAAUUCCGGCCGGAAGAAAAAGAAGCUGCACCCCCUUCCAUUGAGAAAUCCGACAAAAAAGAUCCGGAACCUCCAGUAGUCGACAAGGACGCCCAAUUAAUUCCGUUGCGGAUCUGCGUGACUCCCGAACCUCCAACAGCUUCCGGCCAUCAUGGUCCCGAAGAUGAAAUUCACGAUAGUAUCGGUGCGCUAGACCUAUCGGGCAGCAAAGGCGAUUCCAGCGAUGCAUCAUCACCUUUAUCAGCUGGAAGUUGUAGAUCCAUCGCAAGUCCAGUAGGUCCGUCCACUAAGAUGGGUCCUCAUCCUUAUUUCAUGACGCCCAGUGCUGUCUAUCAUCACGUCCAGCAACAAGAUCCAGCUCAAUCGAUGGCUGUGCUAGCCGCAGCUGCCCAACAGUCUACCAAUAAACGGAAUUCCAGCCGGAGUGAAGAUGAUGUCCAUAAAGCGUGGGACCUUUUCCAUAUCCGGCCGUCCACUGCUCAUAGUAGUCAACCAGCUACCCAUCAGAGCCUAUUGAAUUUACUGAAUUCGAAACAGAAGUAAAAAUUUAAUAAACAUAGAUAUAUAUUUUGACCAAAAUUCCGGCUUGAUCGGAUGUGUGAUUUUUGCCAUUCGUCGUCUGUGUGAUUUUCGUUUUUUGUACCGACUCUUUUCUUUUCGCUUUGACAUUAUUUUUCUAUACAUAUUAUAAAUAGCUAUGGACACUUGAAAAUACAUUGAUUUCACAAGUUA